Molecule: messenger RNA, 5031 nt
Organism: Oryzias melastigma (Indian medaka)
Lineage: Eukaryota; Metazoa; Chordata; Actinopteri; Beloniformes; Adrianichthyidae
Gene: dhx57
Product: DEAH (Asp-Glu-Ala-Asp/His) box polypeptide 57
Exons: 25
Coding region: 221-4486 (1421 amino acids)
Cellular component (GO): intracellular anatomical structure
Molecular function (GO): metal ion binding; RNA binding; protein binding
Source: RefSeq, a predicted model, not a curated record
AACUUUAGAAUCUUCGAUUCAUUUCAACCAGUUUCCCAAAAUUCUUCCAGUUGUUAUUUAUGUAUUUUACUUAUUUCCCCUAAGGGUAUAUAAAAAAAUACAUUUAUGCAAAUUUUACCGGAAAAGAAACUUUGAACUCUUAAGUUUCGACCAAUGAGAGAGAUGCAGGCUGCCGAUUGGUAGUGGUCUUGGAGGGAGGGGGCUGACUGAAGCCUGAAGGAUGAGUGCGAGGAGAAGAGGUGGGAAGCCCAACAGAGGAGGAGGGAGAUUUAACAAACCGAGAGGAAGAGGAGGCGGUGGCGGCGGAGGUGGAGGUCGGAAAGGAGGAGCAGGUUUUUUGGAUGAUGACGAUUUCAGCCUAGAUUUUGGACCUCCUCAUCCCAGCAGACCAAGUAGGGGGCGAGGAAGAGGAGGCAAAGAGAAGGGACGUGGAAGGGGAGGUCACGAUCGAGAUGGUGGACGGGAUUCAAAAAGCAGCUGGAAGCCUCUCCCCAGGUCCUUGGCAAGUCACAGAGUUUCUUCUAAACCCAAAGCGGAUGGUUUCAAGUCGGAUGCUAGCGGCACGCCGAUGCAGAGAAUCUUCAUGACCAACGAGAACCAGGAGCACCUGAAGAAGUUGCUGCGGGAACUCGAAACGCAGGAAUUUGACAAUCCCUCUGAUGACAGUGCCUCAAAUUACUCCGGAGGGGAGGAAGAAGAGGAAUUUGACGAGCUGGAUCACCGUGAGGAAGGCCAGUUUUGGGCCACAAAUGAUGAGCCUGUGGAGAAAGCAGAGAGUCCUGUUUAUGAUUUUGAGUCCGACAAAGACCAACCCCCUUCUGAACCCGUCAUCUCCUUAUUUGCUAUUGGAAAACUUUGCAGGUAUGGCUUUGAUAGGGAACGCAGCAAACAGGCGCUAGAGUCUGGGAGCGGAGAAUUUGGUGCGACCUUAGAACAGCUCCUUCUCCAGGUUUUUAGUGAACGCUUUGGACAGAAGGCGGUGUUCCCCGACGGUCUUCAGGGGCUGCCGAUGGACGAGUGUUUGAGCCAGAGGCAGGAGGAAGUGCUGGUCUUGUCCGCCAUCUACGGCGAGCGAUUUAAUGAGCGCAUUGCCAACGCCGUCUGGUCCAUCAGCCUGGAUCUUCCUUUCUUGUCAGACCGUGCCGCUAAGAAUGAAGGAAAGUCCGAAAAAACUGUCGGAAAGCGAGAGGUGUGCAGGUUCUUCCUGAAAAACCAAGGAUGCCACUUUGGGGACAGGUGCAGGUUCAGACACGAACUACCAAAAAAAGAGAAGUCGUGGUCCGAUUCUUCAGACUUUAAUGGUCCUAGUCACCCUGGCUUCAGCAGCUAUUCCCCUCCUGAGUAUGACCUAGAAAUCCGCUUUCCCAAAGAAAACCGGUACCCCCAUCAGGCUCCGAUCGUGGCCUUCAGCACCAACGAUGAGUCCAUUGGGGCCGCAGCCAGACUCAGCAUCACUGAGACAUUGUACGAGGUGGCGCUAGCUGCAGCGAAGAAGGGCGAACCCGUCGUUUAUUCACUCGUAAGCUCAUGCGAGGACGAACCUUGUAUGAAAAAACUGUUGGCCGUGACUCAUCACAAGUACAGUACACCGCCCCCUGUGAUCGUCCCCCCGCCACCUUCUCACCAGACCAUAAAAAGUAGGAGCACAAGGAGCGGCGCCUCAGAGGAAAGCAGGAGCGGUAACGCCAGCAGCCGGAGGGCUGCCAACAUCCAGAGACCUGCAGAGAGGGAGAUCGAGGAGGUGGAGGACCAGGACGAGGACAUGGAAGAAAAGGCCGUUCCGGUCGAGACCGAGAGCUACGUCAACCUGAGGAAGAAGAUGGCGAGCAGGCACAACCACAAGAUUGACAACCUGCUGGAAGGAAACGGCAAGCUGCAGCGAGACUUCCGCCAAAGACAGUCUUCCAAGCGCUUCAGGUCCAUGCUGGAGCAGAGAAAGAACCUACCAGCCUGGCAGGAAAGGGACAACAUCCUAGAAGUGUUGAACAGGAGCCAGGUGCUGGUGGUCAGUGGGAUGACUGGGUGUGGGAAGACCACCCAGAUCCCUCAGUUCAUCCUGGACGCCUCUCUAAACGGUCCGGCUGAACAGGUGGCAAACGUGCUCUGCACUCAGCCGCGCCGCAUUUCCGCCAUCACUGUGGCUCAGAGAGUCGCACAGGAGCGCGCAGAGAGCCUUGGCAACUCGGUGGGCUACCAGAUCCGACUGGAGAGCGUCAAGUCGUCGGCCACCAGGCUGCUGUACUGCACCACCGGCGUUCUGCUGAGAAGACUGGAGGGUGAUGCCGACCUCAAGGGGGUCACGCAUGUCAUCGUGGAUGAGGUGCACGAGCGAACAGAGGAGAGUGAUUUCUUGCUGUUGGUGCUGAAGGACUUGAUCAUAAAACGCCCGGAUCUGAAGAUUGUUCUCAUGAGUGCCACUCUCAACGCCAACCUUUUCUCAGAGUAUUUCUAUAACUGUCCCACCGUGCACAUUCCAGGACGCACAUUCCCCGUUGAUCAGUUCUUCCUCGAAGACGCCAUUGCUAAAACUGGCUACGUCAUUGAAGAUGGCAGCCCUUUCAUGCGCUCAGGAAAACAAAAUACCUCUUCUGCGAGUGGGAAAGGCGUUAAAGGAGAGCGGAGGGACGUGGUGGAUGAUUUGGGCGAAGAUGUUUGGAAUUUCAUGUCUUUUUCCAAAAAAGACUUUGUGAAGGACUCAAUUCCAGACCAGCAGCUCAGCCUGCAGGAGCUCACAGUCCGAUACAAAGAUACCAAAAAGUCUGUUCUUAAGACUUUAGCUGCUAUGGAUCUGGAUAAGAUCAACAUGGAUCUGGUGGAGAGCCUGCUGGAGUGGAUAGUUGACGGAAAACACAACUACCCGCCAGGUGCAGUGCUGGUGUUUCUGCCAGGCCUCGCUGAGAUCAAGAUGCUCUACGAGCAGCUGCAGUCCAACAGAAUGUUCAACAACAGGGGCGCCUCCAGAUGUGUGGUCUAUCCUCUCCACUCAACCUUGUCCAACGACGAGCAGCAGGCGGUUUUCAACCGGCCUCCGGAGGGCGUCACGAAAAUCAUCAUCUCCACAAACAUCGCAGAGACCUCAGUGACCAUCGACGAUGUGGUGUACGUCAUCGACUCCGGCAAGAUGAAGGAGAAGAGGUACGACGCGACCAAAAGUAUGGAGAGCUUGGAGGACACGUGGGUGUCCCGGGCCAACGCGCUGCAAAGGAAGGGUCGAGCAGGUCGCGUGGCCUCAGGCGUCUGCUUCCACCUCUUCACCAGCCACUGCUUCCGACACCUGCUGGCAGAGCAGCAGCUGCCCGAGAUACAGAGAGUUCCUCUGGAGCAACUCUGCCUGCGAGUUAAGGUCCUGGACGUGUUUGCCGACCAGCUCUUGGAGUCCGUCUUCUCUCGGCUCAUCGAGCCCCCGGCCGCGGAGAGCCUGGACGCGGCCAAGCACCGCCUCCAGGACCUGGGCGCCCUGACCCCUGAGGAGAUGCUGACCCCGCUGGGCUACCACCUGGCCUGCCUGCCCGUCGACGUGCGCAUCGGGAAACUCAUGCUGUUCGGCGCCAUUUUCCGCUGCCUGGACCCGGCGCUCACCAUCGCCGCCAGUCUGGCCUUCAAGUCGCCAUUCGUGUCGCCGUGGGAUAAGCGGGAGGAAGCUAAUGAGAAGAAGCUAGCCUUCGCGGUGGCUAAUAGUGACCAUCUGGCGUUGUUGCAGGCUUAUAAGGGAUGGUGCAGCUCAGCUAAGAACAGCAACAAGGCUGGCUUCCUGUACUGCAGGGAGAACUUCCUGUCGUGGCGCGGUUUACAGGAGAUCGCCAGCCUGAAGAGACAGUUUGCAGAGCUGCUGUCUGACAUCGGCUUCAUCAAAGAAGGCCUGAGAGCGAGGGUCAUCGAGCGCAUGUCCUCACAGGGCGCCGACGGGGUUCUGGAGGCCACCGGCUCUGAGGCAAACCUCAACUCUGAAAACACCCGGCUCAUGUCCGCCAUGCUGUGUGCCGCCCUCUACCCCAACGUGGUCCAGGUCCGAGCUCCUCAGGGGAACUUCAAGAUGACGAGCACGGGAGCCAUGAAAAUGCAGCCCAAAGCCAACGAGCUGCGCUUCGCCACCAAGAACGACGGAUACGUUCACAUCCACCCCUCAUCCGUCAACUAUACGGUGCGUCACUACGACAGCCCCUACCUGGUUUACCACGAGAAGGUGAAGACGAGCCGCGUCUUCAUCAGAGACUGCAGCAUGGCGUCCGUGUACCCGCUGGUGCUGCUCGGGGGAGGCCAGAUAGACGUGGAGCUGCGGCACGGACAGUUCGUCAUCUCCCUGGAUGACGGAUGGAUCCAAUUUGCUGCUGCAUCCCAUCAGGUGGCUGAGCUGAUGAAGGGGCUGCGCUGGGAGCUGGACCGACUCCUGGAGGACAAAAUCAAGAACCCCAGCAUGGACCUGUGCAGCUGCCCGCGCGGCUCUCGCAUCAUCCACAUGAUCGUCCACCUCAUAAGCACCCAGUAGCUGCACUAGCCCCUCCCCCGUCUGCCCCCUACAGGUCUGCAUGCACGGAGCUCUGCUGCGCUAAUCAUGAUUCAGAUUUUAAAUAUUUUUCCAAGCUAAUUACGUGAAACUUCCUUAACCAUGUGCAUGAUUUAGCUCCUUACGACGCUUUAUUUUGAAAGUUUGCCUUUGAAGUUCUAUGCAGAUGAUCGUUGUCUGGGCUUUUUUUUAGUUCAUGUUAGGUUGUGUCGCUCUCACAACCGUGAAGUUUGUAUUCUUGGGUCCAUAUUGGAUCUCUUAAACCUCAACGCCUGGUUCUUCCUUUAGUGUGAUGCAUGAUGGAGAUCCAGGAGCUGCUGCAUGGAAUUCACUCGUCUGGUUUACAUUUGCUGAAUGUACUUUAAUGUUAAAGUGAUGAUGUCAUAACCGCGCCUUCACUAUGUGAACGCAAGGGCUUCGGAUAUCAGGACAGGAGACGCCAAAGACCUUUGGAAGAUGUCAACAACAAAAAAAUUAAGUUUAUGUGCAAAAAAAAAAAGACAAAUUAAAGUGUUAACUGGAGGUUA